Molecule: messenger RNA, 1853 nt
Organism: Tarenaya hassleriana
Lineage: Eukaryota; Viridiplantae; Streptophyta; Magnoliopsida; Brassicales; Cleomaceae
Product: F-box/kelch-repeat protein At1g51550-like
Exons: 2
Coding region: 236-1609 (457 amino acids)
Molecular function (GO): protein binding
Source: RefSeq, a predicted model, not a curated record
CGAGUGUUCGAAAGUUACCCGGGCAAGUUAAAUCCAAAGGUAAAAAUUAAAAGUAUUACACGACGAGAAAAGUAAAAAAAAUAAUAAUAAAACAGAAAAUGUCUUUGUUUUCACUGACCCAACUUCAUGCGAAGACAUCACUGGAGUCAGAUGCGGCCAGACAGAAAUGCCCACACCACAAUCAUUCCACUAAUACCACCAACGAAUCCAACAGCGAUCCCCCCACCGAUUUCCCAUGUCGGAGACUGAUAUCUCCGCCGUCGCCGUCGCCGGAGAACGAGGCUCGUCGUCUACGCCGAUAAUGAACUUAGCCCAGGACCAUCUCUUCGCCAUCCUGCAUCUUCUCCCCGUAGAUUCUAUCCUCUCCUUCUCCAUGACCUGCAAGAGAUUCCGAGAUCUUGCUUGCUCCGACGGUCUCUGGGAAGCAGUUUGCCGGCGGAAGUGGGGCCCGGCGACUGUGGAGGCCCUGAAGUCCUCUUCUCGAGAUGGGUUUGCGUGGAUGAAGCUGUUCGAGCGAGUUCGCAAGCUGGAUUCGGUCUGCUGUCACGUAAUCCCGAACCCAGAUGCGGAAUCUUUGUUGCCGAGCCCUAGAGCUUCUCAUUCUCUCAACUUCGUCACUGAUUAUCUGGUUCUGUUCGGCGGUGGAUGUGAAGGAGGACGCCAUCUUGAUGAUACAUGGACUGCUUAUGUUGAUGAGAGCAAUCACAAGAUGUUGAAAUGGAAAAAAGUCGAUUUGGGCACUCCGAGCGGGAGAUUCGGCCACACCUGCAUCGUCGUCGGACAGCAACUCAUUCUAUUCGGAGGAAUAAAUGACCGUGGUCAUCGUUACAACGAUACAUGGAUCGCGAGAGUGACUUUCCACGAGGAACUAUCAUGGAAGUUGCUCAAUGUCGGACCUGUUAUACCGCCUUGUCGUGGUGCUCAUGCCGCCUGUUGCAUCGGCGAGAAGAAGAUCGUUAUCCAUGGUGGGAUCGGAUUGUUUGGAGUCAGACUUGGGGACACAUGGGUUCUAGAACUUUCCGAGGACAUGAACUCGGGGACAUGGCGCCAGUUGGUGUCUCAUCCAUCACCGCCACCUCGGUCAGGACACUCCUUGACCUGCAUCAGGGACAACCAAGUAGUUCUGUUCGGAGGGAGAGGGUCGGGAUACAAUGUUCUCGACGAUGUCUGGCUCCUGGAUAUUCAAGAACAUUCCAAACGAUGGAUACAGAUAUUCUACGAUUUCAAGAACGUGCCCGCGAGUUCUUCAUUGCCGAGGGUUGGUCACUCGGCAACGCUGAUAUUAGGAGGCUGGCUGCUGAUUUACGGGGGUGAGGAUUCGUACAGGCACAGGAAAGACGAUUUCUGGGCAUUUGAUGUUAACACCAUUCCUGCCACUGGUCUGCAGCCACCAGCGGUUAGCCUUAACGGGUCAUCAGCAUGGAGAAGGCUCAACGAGAUUUCUUACAGGCCAAAGUGUCGGUCUUUCCACCGGGCUUGCGUUGAUCGGUCAGGACGGUAUGUUUACAUGUCUGGUGGGAUGGUUGACGGAUUGCUUCAGCCUGCGGCAUCAUCAGGUCUUAGGUUUGGUGGUGAGCUUUUCAUGGUGGAACUUGUUCUUGGACUCUAGCCACCGACCAAAGACAUGGACAGAAACCUGAAAAAGGGCUUUACAGUAAAAGUUUGGUCUUGUCUUGUGCUUUAAGGCCUCUGAUGUAAUGGUUCAAGUUGUACUAAAAUGGCAGGUUUGUGUAAAAAAAAAACCGUAUGCAUUCCUCUUGUAAACAAGAAAUGGUUUCUGUCAUGAACAAUAUUACUGUACAAAAAAAAAUACAAGCUCUGCCCUUAUAACAAUUAAAAAAAAAAACAGAUCA